Molecule: messenger RNA, 4932 nt
Organism: Pieris napi
Lineage: Eukaryota; Metazoa; Arthropoda; Insecta; Lepidoptera; Pieridae
Gene: Bap170
Product: AT-rich interactive domain-containing protein 2
Exons: 39
Coding region: 133-4899 (1588 amino acids)
Biological process (GO): regulation of DNA-templated transcription
Cellular component (GO): SWI/SNF superfamily-type complex
Molecular function (GO): DNA binding
Source: RefSeq, a predicted model, not a curated record
GUAAACCUACAGCUACAAAUCUAAUUAUCCUGAGUAACUUAUUGAUAAGUUUUGAAAUUUAUUGGAAUUCCUUUUGAUUUAUUAAAAUAAGUGCAAAUUUGGUAUCGACUGCCGACGCUUAGCGUCUCAGCGAUGCCGCUAAUAGAAAUAAAUACAAAAAUGGGUAAGACUCAAAUAAACACCAAGUCAAGGGAUUACCUUAACGACAAAGAAACUUUUCUUAAAGAAUUGAAGCAGUUUAAUGAAAGUAAAAAUAUACCAUACAGAGUGCCAGUAGUUAAUGGUGUUGAAAUUGAUUUAUAUUUACUUUAUGCCUCGGUUCAACAAAAAGGUGGCUUGAGUAGAGUCAAUCAAACAGACACAUGGGAAUCAUUUCUGCGAUUACUCAAAUUGCCCUACCCAUGUGUAAAUGGGUCAACACUUUUACGAAGGAUCUAUGGCAUGUAUCUUGAAAAAUAUGAACGAGCAAAAGGUCCACCAGGCAGGGAUGACGAUAAUGACAUGGAUGAAGAUCCGAGGCGGAGUCGUAGCGGCAUGCCUAGAAUUAGUUUUGGUAGUGGCACUUAUAUUUCUGCAUCUGGUGAACAAUUAAAAACUACAACUCCUAAAUUUGCGGGGCCAUCGGAGAGGCUUACGUUGUCAUUGUUAUCGCCAAUGCCAAAUGAACAGGACUUUGCAAUCAAUGUGUGUACUGUUUUGGCUGCGGACCAUUCAAACAGGCUGCCUUUGAAUACAACUCCACACAUACUAGAUUUUUUGUUGGCACAUGCUGGAGUAUAUAAUCAUUCAAGUCUUCGAGACACAAUUGGUCGUUCUUAUUAUGAAGCGCGUGGUCGUUAUCCUCACGAUUUUUGGGAAAUGCGUGCUGGAGGCGGCGGAGCUAAGGAAUUGGCUGAUGAAACUAAGUUUAUGCAACCGGGAAUCGAACAGCCCGAAUUGAUGGUACAAGCAUUAGCGGCACAUAACACGUUGACAGAUUGUCUUAUGAACGGUGGAGAUGAUGAUGAUAUACUGGAUAAAGUCGUUGAAGAUCUUCAUCAACAGGAGAUGGAAGAUUGGGUGACGGAACCGUCGGAGGAAGAUCAGCUCUUUGCACCAGAAUUACCCGGUGGAGCCAGUUGUGUGUACACACAGCGGGUCUUGCAAAUAGCGUCUAUUGUACGGUCACUGUCCUUCCAUGAGGAUAAUGUGCAAUAUCUAUCCAGAAAUACAACACUUAUACGGUUUUUAUUACUCUGUGCAAAUUGUUGGGUGGGUACACUACGGCAAAGUGGUUUGGACACUCUUGGAAAUAUAUCAACUGAGCUUAUAAUUAAGGAUCCUGCUACCUGUCUCAUUUCGAGGCAUGUUUUAUCAACGAUACAGACUGCUUUGUCGUCGCCCGAUCGCGCCAGGAUUUUGGCCGCGCUGGAGUUACUUAACAAAUUGGCCCAGAAUGAGGCCAAUGAAGAGGCGUUGCUGAGGUCCCUUGAGGCAAAGGUGUAUAGUGACGUGUGUUCGUUGCUAACGCUACGUGAUAUAAUGGUGCUCGUUUGUACGUUGGAGUGCGUAUACGCACUUACUUCCUUGGGGGAAGCGGCAAGCGAAGCGGUAGCAAGAGUCACUGGUUUAGUUCAUACAUUGGUUUCUCUUGUUACUGUUGAGGCCCAAAGUUAUGGCCCACGAGCCUGUAUACUUAUGCGUGUGGUGGAAACUGUGAGUGGACCCGCCGCUGUUGCUGAAAGGGAGUCCGAGAAACCUCAACAACAGCAGCCGCAAGUGCAAGUGAAGCCCCAAGAGCCGGUGACGUCAUCGAGCCCUCACGCCCACAUCAUCGUGUCCAACUCAGCCCCGCCCAACGUCACGCCCACCACUUCUCUUUCCUCGAUACAGGUGUCGCACUUGCAUCAGAGAACUGUGCAGGAAAACGAGCAUUUUGCCCAAGCGUGGUUGCGUUCGACGUACGAGCCGCUACCAGCGAACGACAAUAGUACGUGCGACGCCGCGGAGAUGUAUCGCAACUAUAUGACGUGCUGCACGAAGGUCGGACGUAAGGGGAUUAUUGCGCCUGCGCACUUCCCGAGAUUGGUCAGAACUGUGUUUGGGGGUACGGUUGGCCCUAAUACGGUGGCGACAUCGGGUGGCGAAAUGCAGCAGUUGUACGUCGGAAUACGAGCGAAGAAUACGGGAAAAACCACUACACCCGCUGGACCGUCUUCACCGAUUCUGAAGGCACAGUUAACAAAUAAGACUGACGUCAAACCAGUUGUAACUCAAGCCCAGACCCAACCAGCGUCCCAUCCGCAUUUGUCGCAAGCGUUAGAAUCGACCGCCAAUACGUCGACAUCACUUAUAAAGCAUCUACUCGCCCAUAAAGUAAGCCCCGGCAUUCAAACGCAAGUCGCGCAAAGACAAAACCAGAGAGCGCCACCAGCAGGUGCCGUUGUGAUUCAAACAAAUACGAAUACGGGAAUGGAAGUGGACCCGGAAACGUUAAUAAAAUGUACAACAAUUACUCCCGGGGGUGUUGCUAGUAAUACGCCUUUGCAAGAUAAGGUCAAUGUUGCAGAAGAUAUUGGUGCUCCGAAAGAAGCACCAGUCCAGAUACAAAUUGAUGAACAAGCUCAAUUGACUAUAAAGACCGCGCAAAACAAAAUGUUAGCCGAUCUCCUAGAAAAGAAAUCAAACCCACCUGUUCAAGUAGUCCAAAUGAACCAGCACGCGCCGACCAUACAAAUAACCGAAACCGGGCAAAUCGUUCAAGUCAAACCGGAUGCGAGCCAGGUCAUAGUUAACCCGGAUCAACCGGCGCCAUAUUUACAGAUUAAAAACGAGCAAGGGCAACUGAUACAGAUAAAAAAUGAUUCGGGACAGAUUAUACAGUUGAAGAGCGAUCAGGGCGUGAUACAGUUUAAGAAUGAUCAAGGACAAUUGGUACAGAUUAAAAAUGAAAGUGUUAUACAGAGUGUUAAAACUGAAGUUGACCCUAUCGUUACGGACCAUUCGUAUACGGAGCCGCCCUCGAAGAGGCCUAAAGUGGAGGACAAAACGGAGAAUAAUUCACCGCAAGAAAGCGUCUCAAAAACAGCAGCAAAUUUGUACGCGGCGCUCGCAGCUUCAGCUCUUGAGGAUGAAGAGGAUUUGCGUCCCCGUGGGAUUCUUGUAUCUGGCCCAAUGGCCUCGAAGUUACCACAGAAACCAGAGAAUUCAGAUGCAAUACAACAACCAGUGUUAGUCGGCGGUGCAGGAGAAAGUCCGGUUAUCAUCCAGGAACCGAUUUUACAGGUACAGCAGCCGACACUACAAGUACAACAGCCAUCAAUGCAAGUGCAGCAAUCAUCAAUGCAGGUCCAACAACCGCCACAUCAAAUGCAACAGCCAAUGUUGCAAGUGCAACCCAUGGAUGUUCAAAAUAUUAUCUCAUCUCAAUCAGGACAGCUUAUAUUACAAGAGAAAACAGUUACAUCUCAGCCUCAAUUUGUCCAACAGCAAAUGCAAUUGAUUGCGACACCAAACACAUCACAAGGGGGUAUCGGCUACCUAUCAUCGAAUAUUCCAGGAAAUAUGAUGCAGAAAACCAUCAUAAUAGUACAAGGAGCAAGUGGCGGACCGCUAACAUUAACGGUGAACAACCCGAGCGGUUUGGACGAGGCGACACUAAACAGCCUUAUUGCGCAGGCCACAGAGGCUAUAACCCAACAACAGAUUAUACAGAACAAGGGUGUGAUACAAUCAACACAGAGAGUGAUUGUGAGCCAAUCAGCGUUAGUCAGCACCUCACAACCGAUCGCCGUCGUCAAAUCGGCCAUUGCGCAGAAUUCCCCCCAAAUAACGCAAAGUCAGCAACCAAUUAUAACAACUCAACCGCAACCCCACAAGGCGCAGAUCGUCACCCAACAACCCCAACAAAUAGUUGUUUCCCAAAAACAACCACCUGCUCUAAUAAGCACGACUACUGGCAACCCUAUUGGCAACCAACAGAUUAUUCAAGGCAACCAACAGCUAUUACAAGGCAACCAGCAAAUUAUUGCGGUGUCAAAUAAUCAACAGAUUAUAGUGAAUACGCCCAUGAAGCAAAACGUUCAUAGAGUUGUGCAACCACAGAGGAUUCAAACAGCUGUGAGUAAUGCAGCUCCGGUGCAGAUUGAAAGUAAAUCUGUUGUGCAAAGCCCUGCGAAAACUCAACAACCAGUAAUGCGGCAAGUGAUAACCAGGCAACCAGUGAUGGUUGGAAACACCAAAAUUGGGGAAAAGGAAACAGUUGUUUCACAACCAGUCACAGAGCAAAAGCCACCAAAGUCUGACCCUACUCCACCACCUCAGCCUACAACAUCUCAGAAUCAAGAGGACACACCAUGGAUUUGCCAUUGGAAAGGAUGUGGGAAAACGUUUACAAAUGCUUCAAGCGUGUUCACGCACGCGGCGCGUACGCAUUGCCCGGGGGGUGCGGGGGGUGAGGCACCCUGUAUGUGGAUCGAUUGUGAUCGGGUUCCGCGAAAGACAUUUGCCUUGUUGAAUCAUCUCAACGACAAGCAUUGUACCCAGCAGGCUCUCAAAGCAAUAUACAAUUCGCGUCGUCAUGCUGCGGCCGAGCCAGAAGCGAACAAGCCGGUCUCCGUCGCCUAUCCACCUAACGCGGCUCUCGCGGCUCUUAAUAAGCACGCGACCGACUUGUUUAAUCCCAGGGAACUUAUGCACAAGAACGAUCGCGCAAUGGACCAAGGGGAUGAAAAUGAGGGACCGGUGACGAAAAGCAUCCGCCUAACAGCUGCCCUUAUAUUGAGGAACAUCGUCAUUUACUCAAAUACAGGAAGACGAAUGCUCAGACAAUACGAAGCCCAUCUUGCAUCAAUAGCUUUAAGCAGUGUUGAAGCAUCGCGAACAAUUGCCCAAGUCUUAUAUGAUAUGAACAAUAUAUGAGAAUAGCUUAAUGGGCGAAAGCCCUAAAUGUGA